AUGUCUGCUGGAAAAGCGGUGAAUUCUGCUUUCCGGUGUGGAGGGACGCCUUGCGCCGGACUGCUUGUCGAGACGAAGAGGUGUUGGAAGAACUGCACGCAGCCGGUCGACUGCCUCAUGGGUGACUGGGGCCUUUGGGAGCCUUCGGAGUGUCUGGCCUCCUCUGACCAGAGACAAAGGGAGCGUGCGGUCGUCAGAGCAGCCAUGAACGGAGGGGAACCAUGUACGGGCAUGAUUCGCGAGACGAUGGGGUGCUCGCAGGUGGGAGAUGCGGUGGCUGACUGUGAGCUCUCGGCUUACGGCGAAUGGUCUGUUUGCACCACAUCUUGUGGAAGUGGACUUCGCACCAGGUCCCGGAGCAUCCAGGUCCAGGCCAGUGGAGGUGGCCAGCCUUGCCAGGGCCCACUUGCACUGCUGGAGCCCUGCAACCCGGGCCCCUGCCCUUGCGAAGUGACGGAUGCAGCCUUUUCUCAAUGGGAAGAGUGGAGCAGUUGCAAUGGCGGCAUGCACAUCAGGAAGCGGAAGGUGCAGCAGCCAGCUUUCUGUGGUGGAGAUCCUGCUCUAGGUUCGUUGACUGAGAUUCGAAACUGCGGUGGCACGAUCGAUUGCGAGGUGUCUCCCUGGGCUUCCUGGGACGAGUGUGACAAGAGUUGCGGAGGUGGCCAGCAGGAGCGCAACCGCCAGGUGACCCAGAACCCUCAAAAUGGUGGAAAGCCGUGCCUCAAAGACCUGGUCGAGACGCAGGGCUGCAACGAAAUUCCCUGUCAAACUACAAGCUGCGAAGUUUCAGACUGGUCCGCCUGGGGCGAGUGCAGCAACAGUUGCGGCAGCGGCGUCCACGAACGGAGCCGAACUUUCACCCAUUUGGCACAGGAGGGCGGCUCUGGCUGCGACAUGCCGAUGGCAGAAAUAAAGCCCUGCAGCGACCAGUUUGGAACCCUCGAGGCACGUCGUUUGGAACUGUGUCCAAUGUCCGACUGCGGCUGUGUCUGGCGUGACUGGUCGGAGUGGAGUGCUUGCACGUGCGAGUGCGGCGGAGGUCAGAAGACCCGAAACCGGCACAUUGCGCGCGCUCCGCAGCCUGGCUGCACGCCGUGCGAACCGUUCGACAAACAGCAGAUCGAGCCAUGCAACACCCAGAAAUGCGAGGAAGACGAGUGUGUGGAUGCCCUAUGGUCCCCCUGGCAGGACUGGGAGCCAUGCUCCAUCUCCUGCAGAGGUGGGAUCACGUGGCGCUCGCGUAAGAUCGUCCGAAACGCCAACGACUGCGGCCGGCCCGUGGCCGGUGCCUCUCAGCAGCAUGCCAGCUGCAACGAAGGUGUGCCCUGCAAGCCCAGUGUGGACUGUGAGUUUGCUGAAUGGUUGGCUUGGAGUGCCUGCACGCAGGAGUGUGAUGGUGUCAAGCGGAGGUCUCGCCAGAUCGCUGUACAAGGAGCAGGAGAUGGAGCAUACUGCCUGGGCCCGACGCACCAGACUUAUCCCUGCUCCACAGACAAGGGGCUUCUGGAGUUCAAUAGCCCUGCUCUGUACUUGCAUCUGGACAACCUUGAGUCCAAGAACGUCCAGCCGGGCCAGGCAGAGCUGAAAUUCACGGGCGUCACCAAGAUGCCAGGAGAUGACGGAGACUCUGUGAAUAUGGUCGUCACAGCACUGAGCCGGUCCGCGCAGUUGAGUGAUGAAUCGACGGGCUUGUAUGGGCACGCUGGCCGCAUUGGUUUUGAAGCAGGCUCCGAAAUUGAGGUGACUUUCAUCUUGAUGAGGCAGCAAGACCAGCGAGAGGUCCAAGCCAAGAUGCUGCUGAUCAAAUUCUUCGACGUCGCAGAUGGCGCCAUAUUGGAGGCUCCGGAAGGCAACGAAGCCUUCUUGAGCCACGAAUCUGUGCUGUCAUCGGACACAACUGCGGAUGGCACGCUGGUGGUCACAUCCCAGAUGCCUGGAGUGAAGCCACCAAAGGACCCGAUGAGUGCAAGCCCUCAACAAGAGAUGCAUGCAGCCGCAAUUCUGUGGAAGGGCACCAGCCGUGCCAGUGUCAAAUUCAAGACACAACCCGGCUUCAGCAAGAGUCUCGUCUUUGCAGCCAAAGCUUGCUGGAGGGGCGAUUGCUUGGUAAGCGCUUGCGGACGUGGCGAGGAUGCUGUCGAUUGCGUCAUGGAACCUUGGCAGUCAUGGGCACCUUGCUCGGUCAGCUGUGGCCGCGGGCAGCGAGUGCGGACGCGGAAAGUGAGGACCAUGAAUUCGCACGGCGGACGCCCUUGUCAUGUUGACUUGUCUGCAACAGAAGGCUGCGAGUUGAACUCCUGCGCGGAGGCGUGCCAGCCGCAAGACUGCAAAUGGUCGGAGUGGUCUGAUUGGGGCGCUUGCGACAAGUGUGGAGGGCAGAUGAAGCGAUUCCGGAAUGUCAUCAGACCGUCCCAGUGUGGUGGCAGUGGCUGCUCGGCAGAGGGGGCAGAGGAAACGGCUAGCUGCCCGAGGAAGUGUCACGAGCUGAGCUAUUGUACUUGGGGCGACUGGAGGCCCUACGGCGAGUGCACCGCGACCUGUGGUAACGGCAUCAAAAAGCGCACCCGAAUGCUGAAGAUCGUAAAUGAGCCGGUGAAGUCAAUCAUCGGCGAGAACAUCCUGGGUGCGGACGACCUUGAACGCAAGCUGGUGGAACUCACCGAGCGCGCAGGACAGCUACAGGCGUCACGUUCGCGACAGCUGGCUGCAUGCUUUACAGCUGGUUUCUUGGGGCUUCUCGCUUGCGUUUCCUUCGGCCGCCGCAGCACCUUCUUCGCUGGGCACGACGGGCCCCGCUACCAUCUGGCAGCCGAGACUGAGUCUGAUUGA
Messenger RNA from Symbiodinium necroappetens, 2829 nucleotides. NCBI's taxonomy places the organism in Eukaryota, Dinophyceae, Suessiales, Symbiodiniaceae. The record is from the annotation of a GenBank genome assembly.